AUGUGGCAAGGUCCAUGCGAGGAAGUCCUAGGCAGAAGAAAGAAUCAGCACAAGGAGUGGAUCUCUGGUGAUACCAUGAGGAAAGUGGAGGAGAGGAAGGAAAAGAAAGCAGUGCUGAAUACAAGCAGGACAAGAUCAGCAAAGACAGAAGCUCAAGAGGAUUACACAGCCACAGAUAAAGAAGUUAAGAAAAGCAUCAGGGGAGAUAAAAGGGAUUACAUCGACAACCUGGCCAAACAAGCUGAAGAAGCUGCGGGACAAGUAAAUUUGAAAGAACUGUAUAUGAUCACAAAGAAGCUCUCCAACAAGUUCCAGCAAACAGACAAGCCAGUGAAGGACAAGAACAGGAAAACUCUCACAACAACAGACGAACAAUUGAAGAAAAGGGUAGAACACUUCAGAGAGCUAUUAAAUAGACCAGCACCAGAAACACCCCCAGACAUACAACCAGCCAAUAUAGACCGAUCAAUUGCGAUAAGCCAACAAAGACGGAGAUCAGGAGAGCAAUUAAUAAACUUAAAAAUGGAAAAGCGACAGGGCCUGAUGAGAUACCAGCAGAAGCCAUCAAAGCUGAUACAGAGACAACCAUUAACAUCUUAUACAACCUCUUCAACAAGAUCUGGGAAGAAGAGAACAUCCCGGAAGAAUAGCCAGUCUGCGCAUCAUUAUAGAACAAUCACUGGAGUGGAAGUCCCCCUCUAUGUCAACUUCAUCGACUAUGAGAAAGCAUUCGACAGCGUGGACCGAGAAACAUUGUGGAAGAUACUGAGGCACUAUGGAGUACCAGAGAAGCUAGUCUCCCUGAUUCCAAAGACCUACCAAGGCAUGAUAUGCAGGGUUGCCCAUGCUGGCCAGAUGUCUGAUAGUUUCGAGGUCAAGACAGGAUUUCGACAAGGAUGCUUGCUGUCACCAUUUCUUUUUCUCUUGGUCAUUGAUUGGAUCAUGAGGACUACGACAUCUGGCAGGAACAAUGGUAUACAGUGGACACUCCUGAUGCAACUCGACGAUCUUGAUUUUGCAGAUAACCUGGCUCUCCUUUCACACAACCAAAGCCAGAUGCAGGAUAAAACAACUCGCCUUGCAACAACAUCCGCAGGAACAGGCCUCAAAAUCAACUUGAAGAAAACAGAAUUGAUGAAGAUAAACACCACUGUCCAAGCAUCAGUCACAGUUGGUGGUGAGCCCAUCAAAGAAGUUGAGUCCUUCAUCUACCUGGGGAGUGUGGUGGACAGACAGGGUGGCACAGACCGCGACAUCAAGUCAAGAAUUGGCAAGGCAAGAACUGCAUUUACCAUGUUAAAGAACAUCUGGGCCUCAAAGAUCAUCCCUAUUACCACUAAACUGCGGAUCCUCAACUCAAGUGUAAAGUCCAUCCUAUUGUAUGGAGCAGAGACAUGGAGGAUGACUAAAGCUACCCUGCAGAAGAUCCAGACAUUUUAUAACACCUGUCUCAGGCGCAUAUUCAACAUCCGAUGGCCUGAAAGGAUCUCCAAUGAAGAACUAUGGAAAAGAGCAGGACAGGAACCAAUGGACAUACAAAUAAAAAAAGAGGAAGUGGGGCUGGAUUGGACACUUUAA
This is a messenger RNA of Saccostrea cuccullata (small rock oyster), 1578 nucleotides long. RefSeq lists its product as uncharacterized. Lineage: Eukaryota; Metazoa; Mollusca; Bivalvia; Ostreida; Ostreidae. The transcript is spliced from 2 exons. Bases 1 to 1578 code for a protein of 525 amino acids. The record is from RefSeq and is a predicted model, not a curated record.